CGUGGUGCGCGCGGCAGCCCGACAUGGCGGCGCGCGGCAGGUAGCGGCGCGGCGCGGCGCGGCGCGGGGGGCCGCCCGGCACCGGCACCAUGCACUUCUCCAUCCCCGAGACCGAGACCCGCGCCGGCGACGGCGGCGCCGCCUACGUGGCCUACAACAUUCAUGUGAACGGCGUGUUGCACUGCCGCGUGCGGUACAGCCAGCUCCUGGGGCUACAUGAGCAGUUAAGGAAAGAGUAUGGUGCUAAUGUGGUACCAGCCUUUCCUCCAAAGAAGAUCUUCACCCUCACCCCAGCAGAGGUAGAGCAACGACGGGAACAACUGGAGAAGUAUAUGCAGGCUGUACGGCAGGAUCCAACGCUGGGAGGCAGUGAGAUCUUCAACAGCUUCUUGCGCAAGGCCCAGCAGGAGACACAGCAAAUACCCACAGAGGAGGUGGUGCUGGAAGUGCUGCUCUCCAAUGGCCAGAAGGUCAAGGUCACCAUCCUUACCUCGGACCAGACGGAGGAUGUCCUUGAGGCUGUGGCCUCCAAGCUAGAUCUGCCUGAUGACCUGGUUGGCUACUUCAGCCUCUUCCUGGUGAGAGAGACUAAGGAUGGAGCUUUCUCCUUUGUGCGGAAGCUGCAGGAGUUUGAGCUGCCAUAUGUGUCUGUCACCAGCCUGCACAACCCCGAGUUCAGGAUCAUUCUGCGCAAGAGCUACUGGGACUCCUCCUAUGAUGAUGACGUAAUGGAGCAUCGUGUGGGGCUGAACUUGCUGUAUGCCCAGACGGUGUCGGACAUUGAGCGUGGGUGGAUCCUUGUCAACAAGGAACAGCACCGGCAGCUCAAGUCCCUGCAAGAAAAAGUCUCAAAAAAGGAGUUCAUCCGCCUGGCGCAGACCCUGAAGUACUACGGCUAUCUCAAGUUCGACCCCUGCAUCACCGACUUCCCUGAAAAGGGAUGCCACGUCGUUGUCAGUGCUGGCAACAACGAACUCAACUUCCAGGUGCGGCUGCCAAACGAGCAGAUCAAGGAAGGCAGCUUCAAGGUCACACGCAUGCGGUGCUGGCGGGUCACAUCCUCGGUACCGAUGAGCAAUGGUCCCUCAGGGAGCAGCCCAGGGAAGUCAGAGGUGAAGCUGGAGCUGGCUUUUGAAUAUCUAAUGAGCAAGGACCGGCUGCAGUGGGUCACCAUCACCAGCCCACAGGCCAUCAUGCUGAGCAUCUGCCUGCAGUCCAUGGUGGAUGAGCUGAUGGUGAAGAAAUCUGGAGGCAGCAUCCGCAAGAUGUUUCGCCGGCGGGUCAAUGGGGCCCUGCGGCGCUCUGACAGUCAGCAAGCUGUGAAAUCGCCACCGCUGCUGGACUCACCUGACGCCUCCAGGGAGCCGGUGGUCAAACUCUCGAGCAAGCUCACCUCAGUCAGCCUGCGAGGGAUCAGCCACUCCAGCUCUGCUAACGAUGUGGCCGCUAACGACUUCCAUGGCAAUUAUGCCUUUGAGGGCAUUGGCGAUGAAGACCUGUAGUUGCUCCCCCUUCCCAUGGACAGCACUGGCCUGAGGGCCCAAGGGCCUUCGCUGAGGAAUGUACAACCUGCAGAAAGGUUGCAAUCGACGUGCCUCUCACCUGCUACCAUCCACCUUCCCCUGCUCCCGAGGGCUGGGGAGCUCAUCCCCAACCCGCCAUUGCCUUCAGGAUGGGGGCAGCUGAAAUCUCCUGCUGCUGGCUUCCAGCCAGGGGGACUGUGCUGGAGCUCAGCCAGGAGGUGGCUCAUUCCCAGAGCAGCACCAGCCUGACUUGAGCAGCAGGUCCCGGCCGAGCUCUGGAGCAGGCAUCGCAGAGCCUGGCCGAGCUCUGGAGGGCAGAGCUACCCCCCACCUGCCCCAGGAGGGCUUGGGCCACUGCUAGGCCUGGCCCAUAGUUUGCCCCUACUGCCACUGUGAGCGACCAGCUGCGUUGGGGGGCAGCUGCCCCGUGGUGGCUGGGGGCAGCAGCCUGGUGCCACCGAGCGGCCCUUGUGAGGCUCCAUAAUGCCAAAUUAGCGUUUAGGUCUCUGCUCAGAAACAGACCGCAUUAAACUGUCUCCAGUGGGGCUCUGUGCAGAGCCCUAUUUCUAACCCGCUCAUAGACUCCAGCGUAAUCUAGGCUUGUAACCACGUAUCUCCUGCUGCUCAGAACGACCAGAGCAUUAAUGGACAGUAACUGAUGUUUACACACUGCAAUGAUGAUUAAAACGGAUCUUGAUUGGUA
This is a messenger RNA of Rhea pennata, 2226 nucleotides long. RefSeq names its product sorting nexin 17 (gene SNX17). The record is from RefSeq and is a predicted model, not a curated record. Gene Ontology annotation, cellular component: early endosome. Bases 90 to 1502 code for a protein of 470 amino acids. Gene Ontology annotation, molecular function: phosphatidylinositol binding. NCBI's taxonomy places the organism in Eukaryota, Metazoa, Chordata, Aves, Rheiformes, Rheidae. The transcript has 15 exons. Gene Ontology annotation, biological process: endocytic recycling; intracellular protein transport; signal transduction.